Bombyx mori (domestic silkworm) is the source of this 3543-nucleotide messenger RNA. It is a transcript of the gene imd, whose product is annotated as protein immune deficiency. Bases 1040 to 1792 code for a protein of 250 amino acids. Gene Ontology annotation, biological process: signal transduction. The record is from RefSeq and is a predicted model, not a curated record. The transcript has 4 exons. NCBI's taxonomy places the organism in Eukaryota, Metazoa, Arthropoda, Insecta, Lepidoptera, Bombycidae. Gene Ontology annotation, molecular function: protein binding.
AGACCCACAUGACAACAUGAAUACCACUUAAAAUCUCAUUCAUAGAUAAUACACCUAAAUUGUAUAACAAUUGGUAAACGCUGAAUUCUACGUCAUCAAUUGCUUUCCCAGUCUCUGAAAAUGUAAUAGUUAAGCGACCUGGAAGUCUCGCUCUUCUCUCUCAACUUAUUUAAUUUUAUAAUUUAUGUUUCUAGAGAAUAUAAUAGAAAGGUUAACUCUCUGUGUUUUUGUCCGACAUUACAAGCUAUUUUAAGAUGGCGUUACUGUAGCAAAGUUCCUGAUUUUCUGAUUGUCAAAAGAUAAAACAUUUUUAAUAUUGUUGUCAAUGAUGAUAUAAUUUUUUUAUACAUUUUUUGUAACCGAUUUCAAAACUUUUAUAGGAUACGAAAGAUAUCAAAACGUAAAAACUGCCAUCCACUUUCGGAUAUUAAGUUAAAAUAUCAAUUGAUAUACAGCUACUGUCUCUCCUAUCAGGCCGGAACGCAUUUUUGUUUCGUUGCAGAUAUAAGCAGGACAAUAGUAUCUGCUCAAGCGGUCUCACAAUACACCAUACCUCCAGUAAAUACCAGUUAUCAAUCGCAGUUCGCUGAUAAAAGGACCACACAGCUAAAAGCUAUUUUGUCACAAAACUACCAUAAGAGAGAGACUUUUUACCAAAGGAGGAUUCUAAUAUAAUAAAUUAUCAUUUCUAUUGUCAAUACUGUCAACUGUCGUAUCUCAGCAAUGGAUCUCAGAACUGACAGAAAUAAAUACCACAGCACAACAAAAAUAAAUCUAAGUAUAUAAUAGUUUCUUUUUUUGUGAAAUUUUCUUAAUAUUCGUAGUUUUAAUGUUGGUAACUUGAAUUACCAGACUCUUAUUUUAUUAUUUCUAAAAACAUACCAAUUUUUUGUGUGUUUGUUUAAUCAAUUAAUGUUAAACGCUAAACGGAUGUGAUAUAUGAGUAUGCUUUGAUUAUUUGUCUGUGAAUGUGUGUACCAUAAAACAUUUACGACAACAUUAUCUCUUUGUUUGCAUUAAGGAAAUUUAAAAUACAACAAUGGCCACUUUAAAAACAAAGCUAUCGGAAUUUAUCAAGGGUUUCAGAACUGAUGCUGUGCCAAGACAGCCUCGACCAGUAAAUGUUGACUUUGACCAUCAAGUACCACCGGAAGCCCCGGUAGAUGACGAACAUGCAGACUCUAGUGAACACGAAGAAGUUAUCAUUGAGGAAGAAGACGAUAGUGAUAUGAAGAAAAAAUCCAAGCCUAAAUCAUUUUUCAAACCGAAAAUACCGAAGAAAUCUUCAAAGAAACCUGACCCUAACAACCAUAAAGGCUCAAUCAAUACUCAAGCUGCAGGCAAUGUAUUGAAUGUGGUUGGUUGUACAAACGUAAGAUGGGGCAAUGAUUAUUUUAUGGGUACUACUUAUAUCGGAUCAAAAAAUGCUAAGAAAGAAGAAACUUGUGAUGAUAGCGACCCAGAAGAAGAAAUUGUAAAGACUGGUCUCAUUAAAACUGUUAUGAAAGCUACCAUAAAGCCGGAAGAUGAGCAUUUAGAUUACAUAUCGAAGAAUAUGGGUAAAACAUGGCGCAAGUUCUUCCGGAAACUCGGCUUCACCGAAGGCAGAAUUGAUACAUUUGAACACGACAAUAAAAUUUAUGGUGUACAAGAGGUUCGGUACAAGCUUCUUCUCGAAUGGAUGCAAAAGAAGAAUGAUGCAACUCUCGGAAAACUCGCCACGUUGCUUUGGGAACACGGCGAAAAAUGCGUCGUAAAGGAAUUAGCAGAUUUGUACUCUGAAAAAAACUAACACGAUUCAAAUUUGAACCUAAGAAAUAAUGCAUCGCUUAUACACGUUUAGAGUACUAUUAUUUUCUAACUUUUUGAGUUUCAUUUCGCCGAUGGUGCUAUGUCAAAAACCUCACAGAAUUGCUGACAAUAACUAGUGAAACUGAAUCAUAUAAACAGGGUUCGAGCGCCUAAAUUACGAACAAACAAUAUCAAUUAUAUUAUAUAUUUAUUGAAUACGAUUCAAUAAUAGAAGAUUUGGACGAAUUAUAAAAAAAAAACUACAUUAAAUCCCGUAACAAGAAUCAUCUCCGUUCCAAGUGCCAUAUAUGAAAGUAUAAAAACUUAUAGGAAUUAUGUAAAAAAAAAAUUCAAUGCAUGUUUGUAAUUUUCUCAUUAUAGCAACGCUUUGAGACAUUCCAGUAGUUCUAGAACUACGCAUUCAUUCGUCCCAUUCGCAUUUAAAGACCUUGACGUAUACUCGUGUCCCUUGCGCUUGGUAUUCACUAAAGGAUCAGUCACGUUACUGCUGUGAUACGUUACGACGCAUACCAUAGCAAUUUGUUUCACUCUUGAAUCCCAGUGAAGUGACAGCUUACUUAAGUAAGCUACGGAAGCUAAAUAGGGCACCCUGCUGGAUCCACGUGAUCCACUCGUGCUGAUGAACGCUUUAAGUUCUAACGCUAUCACUCAAAGCUCGGUGUGCUUAAUGCGAGUUUUUUAACGUUCUCGAUAGUGUAAAAGUUAACUCAAAUUUGUAUGCAGUUAGAACAGCGCCCCUAGCGGCAAACGUAGGCAAACGUUGAGUUAACUUUUACGCUAUCGAGAACGUUAAAAAACUCGCACUAAGCAUAAAAGUCACCGUACUCGCCGCCCAUGACAUGAAACUUAGCCUGUAAGAUCAUCCCGCUGAGUUUCUCGCCGGAUCUUCUCAGCGGGUCACGAUUCCGAUCCGGUGGUAGUUGCACCCGCGAAUUAGCUGCCCUUUGUUGUUAGGCCACCAAGGGCUGUCGGGCAAAUUUUUAAAAAACCCCUCCUUCCCUCUGGCCGCGCCUUUCUACUAUGGAUUACUUCAUUGGUACAUAAAUAAUUAGAUGCGUGGCGUGAAUAAGUUAAUAUAUUUAAAAUGCAGGGCUUAUGCCAUUUUAAAAUCUAAUUUUAUUAGUAAAGACUAUUUCAAACAAUCUUGUUAAAAUAAGUAUUAUUAAAUUUAUUGUGGUUUUGAAGAAGAGUAACAUAAUUAUUAUAAAUUUAUAUUCUUUUUUUUAUAUAAUUUUAUGACCUGGCAACAUAGGUUUUUUAGGUCAUAUCUUAUUUGGUAUAAAUUGAUAUGACUUUUAUCAUCGAAGAUUCAAAUAUACACUUUGUACAAAAUUAAAUUGUCAACUCAUGCACGCCAUGCCUAAAUAGCUUACGGCUUUAAUUGAUAAAACAUAAUAAGUAAUGGUUUAAUAUGCUUGUUAUGCAUUCCAUAAACAUCAUAAUUAAGUUUUAAUUUUAAGUGUAAAUUUAACUACUGCGUGUAUAAGUACAAGAAAUUUACGUUUACAUAUUUACAAAUUGAGAACAUAAAUUGACAAAAUGGGGUGCUAAAGAAAUUGUGAUUUUAAAUUUAUAUUUAAAUUGGGUAACUAAAUGAUAACAAAAAUUGUUCUAGUCAAGACAAUUUUGAAAAAUAUAUACAUACGAAGAUACGUAAGUUUUAAAUAUUAUACUUUAUAAAAUUUAUAUUUACAAUUUGUUUAAUGAAAAAAAUAAAUGUAUGUCAUUUAA